GCAGGCCCCGCUGAGGCCGCUGGCGCCGCCCGCCGCGCCGAGGCCAGCCGAGAACGACGGCCGCGCCGGGAUGGCUCCCUUGAAGAAACAGGAUCGCCUGCAGGGCCCGCGGAGGGAGGCGGAGGACACCAGAGGAGGCGAAGGAAGAGGAGGAGCAGGAGGAAGGACGCUAGGGGGUGGUGGAGGAGCAGGAGGAAGGACGCUAGGGGGUGGUGGAGGAGCAGGAGGAAGGACGCUAGGAGGUGGUGGAGGAGAAGGAGGGACGCUAAUAGGAGGAAGAGGAGGAGGAAGAGAAUCCGCGGCAGACAUUGGGCCGCCUCCGAAGUCCAUCCUGAAGGGCCCCGUCUUGGCUCGCGCAGGAGGAGCAGGGGGGAGGAGGAGGAGGAGGAGGAGGAGGAGGAGGAGGAGGAGGAGGACCUGGUCAGCUAGCACCAGCUCAAGGCAUCGACCGAAUGGCGCUCCUGCAACCCAAGGAGGUCAAGAACAUCAGGUUUGACUUCAAAACGGACGACCUCCAGUUCCAUUCGUCUGAGGAGGACUAUGAGGACGAGGAGGAGAUGGAAUUGGAGGAAGAAGAGGAGAUGCUUGAGGAGGAGGAGGAGGAGGAGGAGGAAGAGUAUUAUGAGGAAGAGGAGGAGGAAGAGGAGUUUGAUAGCGAAGCUGAAGACCCGGAAGAGGAGGCCCUGUUGAAAGCCAGAGGAGUGAUUGAUGACUACAGUGACGACCAGGGUUUGGUCCUGAAUGAUGCCUCCGACCUCCUCCCCUCUGCCCCCCAAGCUAAGCCGAGGUCCGUGCCAUCUAGUGCCGACCCCUGGGCAGGCGACCCUUCCGCUGGAACCCCCAACAGGGACUCAGGUGCCUCUCGAGACCCCCUGAAGGAGUUUCGUAGACAGAAGGAGGAGGACCAGAGAAAGCAGGCUGUGGAGGCAGGCAAAGGCAAGGCUGAGCAGACUCCUCAGGGAAAGCAGCCAGCCAAGGCACAAGCCACAUCCCCUGGCACUCUAGCCAAACAGGUUCAGAAUCCACAGCCUAAGCCAGCCACCUCACAGACCCCAGCCCCUCAGGGACUUCAGAAACCUCAACCAGCAGCAGCUAGACCACCUGCAGCCACACCAGGCCAGCAGGGAACAGCGUCUGAGAGCAAGGGAAAGCCGAUGGAGAGCCAGACAAAGCCCUCUGAUCCCAUCAAGAAGCCUGAGCCCCCUCUGCCACCAGAGGACAGGAAGCUUGAGCUUGAAGGAGCCCCCAAGCAGCGCAAGACGAACCCCCUUGACCGUGUAGUGGCCAAGCUCAGUGGGAGGACAGAGCCCAAAGAACCUCCUCAAGCUACAGCUCAAGCCAGCAGUGCAGGGAAGGCAGUGCCAAAGCCGUCAGAAAUGACACCAAAGAACCUGACUGUGAACCUGAAUAAACUCAUGGAGGGUGAAGAAACAGAGGAGGAGGAGAGCCAGGCUGCUGCAAGUAAAGAAGAGCAGAAAGUGAAUGUAGAUUAUGCUGAAAUACAGAGGAAAAUUCAAGAAGAGGCGUCUAAGUUCCGCGUGGCUGAGGAACAGAAGAUCCACAAGCAACAAGAGGAGGAUUUGAAAGCACUUAGGGAAAGACUCAGCCAGGAAUUCAGAGAUAUGGAGGAAAAGAUAAAGAAGGAAAAUGCAGCCACACUCCAGAAAUAUCAAGAGGAGGAGAAGAAGAAAACUCAGUCGGCACGGAAGCAGCUCGAGACGCAGCUUCAGGCGGACCACAAGAAGAAGACGGAGGAGAUAAAAGCCCGCCUGGAAAAGGAGGCUGAGGAGGAGAGGGAGAGAAUGGCCAAAGACUUGAGGAAGGAGAACGAGAAGGAGGUGGAGAAGAUUAAGUUGGUGUAUGUCCAAGAAAUGCAGAAGAAGAAGGAGGAGAUGCAGUUGGAACAUGAAGAGGAGAUGCAAGAGCUGGAGAAGGAACUGAAGGCACUGUAUCAGGAGCAGAAGGAGGCAGCGCAAGCAGAAGUCAAGGCGACAAAAGCUGCUAUUGCUACCAGGAACAGUAAUGAGGCAGCAGCAGUGGCAGACCUGGAGCGCAGCCUGACAGAAGUGUUGCGAGAACGGCAGGCUGACCUGAAGAGGGAGCACCACAAGCAGCUGACUGUCCUCCGUGACGAGCUGGAGGAGGAGCUCGAGAUGGCAGCAAGACAAGCUAAAGAGAAGGAAACUGCUGAGAAAAAGGCCCAUGCAGCUAGACUAGCACGUCUUAAGGAAGACCAUGAAGCAGAGGUUCGUCAGAGUGAAGAAACUCAUGAGCAAGACAUAAAGGAUUUAGAGAUGCAACAUGAGGAGGACCUGGCCAAGCUCAAGGCUGACUUCAAGGCAGAACUCACCCUUCAGAAGACAGAACUGGAGAACAAGCUGACAGAGUUUAGAAUAGAAUAUGAGCAGAGGAUGAGCAGUAUGGAGAAUGGAGAAGAGAAUGGUGGUGAGGAAGAGAUUGAGAGGGAAGACUUUGUGAAUGAGGAUUCCUUACAGUCCCAGAGCAAUGUCAGAGAGAGAAAGGCUGGUAGCGUCACCAGUGUAAAGGCAGGGAGGUUAAAGGAUGAGGAGAAGAAGUAUGACCAGAUCCUGAAGGAGUUACGAGACAGGAGGAUGAGUCUGGAGGAGGACCUGGAAGAGUUGAAAGCACAGGAGAGCAAAGUGAAGGAACUCAAGAAGCAAAAGCAGGUGAUAGACCCUUCCAGUUGCUGUGAGGCGGGUGCUUGUCUCCAUGAAUCCAAGUACAAAAAAAUGAAAGCCAGAUACUCCUCCUUAGUCAGUCGCAUCAAGUCUGAAAAGGCCAAGAAGUCUCGAAAGAUGGCCGCAGCUGAGGAGAUGAGUAGCCUUGAUAUGCACUCGCUUUCAGGAGACAGAAAUAGUACUGAAAGCCAAUUGAAUGUGUCUGAUGGGGGGCAGCAGUCUGACAUAACAUCUAGCCUGCUGUCGAGCCCCAAGCCUUCUCCACAUCACAUCAAAAGCACAAGCGAGGCCAGUGAGGAUGAGUUGCAGCUGGCUAUGCAGGUCAUGGAGAAAUACAGCAGAAUUUCAGAUUACAGCCCUGCUCCUCCCUCACACUUGUCCACUGUAAAUGGCAGCUUGAAGCAUACAAUGACCAAACCAAUGGUAAGCACCCCUAAAAAAGCUUGGCUGGAAGAUGACUUACUGGCACAUGGCCGGAAAGUGCUGAGCAAGACGGAGAAGUUUCUAAGAGCAAAUCAGCUCAGAGACCACUCAGGAAACAGAGACAUAAAAGCAGAAGACAUUCAGAGGGAGAUUCUGCGCCAGAAUGCAGACUUCGAAACGCUUCCUUCGAGAAAGGUAUUGCGUUUGUCCAUUGGGUUUUCAUCUUUUAAGCAGUGUUUUGUUGUCAGCUUAUGUUUUAGCUGAUUGAGUUGUGCCUUUAAGCUUGUAAUAGAAAAAGGCUUAAAGAAACAUAAUGAUACUUUUUGUCAAUAUGAAUAAGAUAAUGAAGUACUCAUUAAAUAUGAUUCACUCCUGAAAAAAGUUUUCUUUUUUUCUUUAAUGUUAGCUAAUAUAUUCCUUUGUUUGAUCAACAUCAUUAUUCAGCUAUUGUGAAAAUAUAUAAAAAUACACUGAUUCAUUACUCAAUACCUAGGAAGAUAAGCCAGAAAUUUAUUAGGUUAUAUAUAUUUUUAAAAUAAAUAUGAGGAAUAUUCAUAGUAGAACAAUUCAAAUCAUUUAUAUCCACUUCUGCUUAUUAUUUGAAGUCUGUGUAAUUUUCAAGUGUAUUUUUUGUGCAUUAACGUAGUUAUAACUGAAUAAUUUUUGUUAUAGAAUUGAUAAAAAAAAAAAAAAAAAUUAAGUAUUGAAGAUUUUAAUGAAGCAUUUAAACUUAGAAACAAGAUGGUUGAAUUGUUAAAGAAUUUUUGACCUAUUUCUUUUUUUGACCUCUCUCCUGCCCGUUAUGCUUUUGUUUUGAGUAAUACAAACUGAUAAGAAUAUUUGCUUGUGAACUUGUGAAUUAGAGAUUGCUGUUAAAAUUUUGUAAAAUGUGAAAAGUAUAUGUUGUAAGUUCAGCAAAAUCUGGUAUAUCCUUAAAAAAAAAAAA
Molecule: messenger RNA, 4068 nt
Organism: Penaeus monodon (black tiger shrimp)
Lineage: Eukaryota; Metazoa; Arthropoda; Malacostraca; Decapoda; Penaeidae
Product: trichohyalin-like
Exons: 10
Coding region: 453-3386 (977 amino acids)
Source: RefSeq, a predicted model, not a curated record